Dreissena polymorpha is the source of this 1100-nucleotide messenger RNA. RefSeq lists its product as uncharacterized. NCBI's taxonomy places the organism in Eukaryota, Metazoa, Mollusca, Bivalvia, Myida, Dreissenidae. The record is from RefSeq and is a predicted model, not a curated record. The transcript has 4 exons. Bases 336 to 737 code for a protein of 133 amino acids.
GUUUAAGCCGCGUGAUAUGAAAAUGGCUAAGCGGGCCGAUAUAAUUUAUAUUGGCCGUCAAGAUACGAAUAACGGCCCGCUCGCCACGUCAUUUUGUUUUUAUUUAAAUUUAUAGUAACGAUAUGUAAUAUAUCAUUCAGUAACGACACGUUUGAAGGUGUAAUUUGGAUACCGCGUUUGUUACAGAUAAAGCGGAAACGGACGAAACAUCUGCCCUGGUUGCUGGGGAGACAGUGAUUGAGGAGGACAAGGCUGAACAGGAUUCCAGCUCCUCGCUGGCGGUUACAGAUACAUCCGUCGCACAGGUGGCGGAUACAGAGAACAUCACAGAAAGCAUGGAUAUCAAUGAUAUGGAAGUACCGGAAGCGAGGCCAGAAACAUUUCGCCACAAAAGCAAGUCGGCCACUCCAGCACCGUGCCCUCAAAAGGAGAAUGCGACGAACGGACUUUUUGUUUCGGAGAACGUCAAAAAAGAGGAAGACCCCACCGUAGAGGCUACGGUGGCCACUGAAGUACGUGGGAGGCCCGUCUCCAUUGGACUGGUGUUCGACUACAAGAGAUUGCCGAAAAUCGUCCAACAACCCCUCACGCAGUGGUUGAAGGCUGGAGAAACUUUGAAGCUUCAGAUGGAAGUCGUGAAGAGCCCGGAUUUGAAGGUCACGUGGUUCCACAACGACACGCCUAUACGAUUGGACGGUUCAGAACGCUACAAACUCGUUGUUAAGGAACGGAAGUAGUGACCACCGGAAGGGGAUGAGACCGGAAGAAGUAUUAACAGGAAGUCAGAAAUAUAAUAAAAUGCGAACUGCAUGUGAUCAUUCGUAUAAGCCACACUGACUAUUUGUGACCAAAAAAACAAGGCGCAAUAGUUAACACAAGUUUUUGUUCGGGUUAAAGCUUUAUUUGUCUGCAUUCAAAUCAUCAAAUAUUUUAACAUUAAAACUACCGGUAUUUUAGGUUGUUCUAUAUCUGAAAAUUUCUCUGAUUUCAAGGAUCAUAUAAGCGAUAUUUUAUACCCAUUAUGUAAUAAUUACAGAGUGUAGCGUAAGAAAUAAGGAUAUACGAUUUGUAUUUAGUAGAAAUUAUGAGGACAAUUCUUA